Messenger RNA from Oxyura jamaicensis (ruddy duck), 6219 nucleotides. It is a transcript of the gene RBBP6, whose product is annotated as RB binding protein 6, ubiquitin ligase. Gene Ontology annotation, cellular component: nucleus. The coding region runs from base 40 to 5520 and encodes 1826 amino acids. Gene Ontology annotation, molecular function: nucleic acid binding; ubiquitin protein ligase activity; zinc ion binding. Lineage: Eukaryota; Metazoa; Chordata; Aves; Anseriformes; Anatidae. Gene Ontology annotation, biological process: ubiquitin-dependent protein catabolic process; mRNA processing; protein ubiquitination. The record is from RefSeq and is a predicted model, not a curated record. The transcript has 19 exons.
CCGCCGCCGGCCCGCAGCGGGCGCCGCCCGGGCCCAGCCAUGUCGUGCGUGCACUACAAGUUCUCGUCCAAGCUCAACUAUGACACGGUCACCUUCGACGGUCUCCACAUCUCCCUGUGCGACCUCAAGCGCCAGAUCAUGGCCCGCGAGAAGCUGAAGGCGGCCGACUGCGACCUGCAGAUCACCAACGCCCAGACCAAAGAAGAAUACACAGACGAUAAUGCCCUGAUUCCUAAGAACUCGUCAGUAAUUGUUAGAAGAAUCCCUAUUGGAGGAGUUAAAGCUACCAGCAAAACAUACGUUAUGACUCCUAAAUCGCACAAAAUCCUAGAAACUGCUUUCAGAAGUCGAACUGAACCAGUGAGUGGAACAUCAAAAGCAAUUGAUGACUCUUCUGCAUCUAUUUCUCUGGCCCAGCUUACUAAGACUGCCAAUCUGGCUGAAGCCAAUGCUUCCGAAGAAGAUAAAAUAAAAGCUAUGAUGUCACAGUCUGGCCAUGAAUAUGAUCCAAUCAAUUACAUGAAGAAACCCUUGGGUCCACCUCCACCAUCAUACACUUGCUUUCGUUGCGGAAAACCUGGCCACUAUAUCAAGAACUGCCCAACAAAUGGGGACAAAAAUUUUGAGUCUGUUCCCAGGAUUAAAAAGAGCACAGGAAUUCCCAGAAGUUUCAUGAUGGAAGUGAAAGAUCCUAACACAAAGGGUGCUAUGCUAACAAACACUGGAAAAUAUGCAAUACCAACAAUUGAUGCGGAAGCUUAUGCUAUAGGAAAGAAAGAGAAGCCUCCUUUCUUGCCAGAGGACCCAUCUUCCUCCUCUGAAGAAGAUGAUCCUAUUCCAGAUGAGUUGUUGUGUCUGAUUUGUAAAGAUAUAAUGACAGAUGCGGUUGUUAUUCCCUGCUGUGGAAACAGUUACUGUGAUGAAUGUAUCAGAACAGCAUUACUGGAAUCUGAGGAACAUACGUGCCCGACAUGUCAUCAAACAGAUGUGUCUCCUGAUGCUUUAAUUGCCAACAAGUUCUUACGCCAGGCUGUGAACAACUUCAAAAAUGAAACUGGCUACACAAAAAGACUCCGAAAGAUUCAGCAGCAACAACAGCAGCAGCCACCACCACCACCACCUCCACCACCACUAAUGAGGCAAACAAUAACACGCAACCUGCAGCCUCUAAUGAGGCCAACAAUUUCCAGACAGCAAGAUCCACUAAUGAUUCCAUUAGCUUCUCUGUCUUCUCAUUCUGCUGCCUUGGCCCCUGGUCAGCCUGUGGCAGCUGCGCUGCCAGUAAAUCCGUCUUCUGUCAUUGUCUCUGAUCUCCCUCCAGCAGUGUCCCUGUCUCUCCGCGGUGAAAAGCCAGAUGGACCUUUUCUGGUUUUUUUCUGUAGUGAUGCAGAUGCUGUUAUACCUCCUGCUCUGAUGACUGCCGCUGAGCUUUCCAAAUCUUCCCCUCUGUCAAUCAGCAGUUUGUUGGAAGAAAAGGGCUAUCAGGUUCCUGUGCUAAGACAACCAGCAUUACAAAGUCUUCUGGGCCCACAAGGACAAUCAAUACCCACAACUGGUCAUCCCAUGAGAGCUGGUACAAUUCGCUCGGCAGGCGGCAGGCCAGGUUGGGAACUAAGUUCAAAUCGAGGACGCCCGCAUAGUGAACGUACACAAAGGACUCAGGCCCCAACACUGCCAGCAUCAGCACCAGUCUUUGUGCCUGUGCCUCCACCUCCCUUGUAUCCUCCACCUCCCCAUGCACUUCCUCUUCCACCGGGGGUACCACCACCACAGUUUCCUCCUCAGUUUCCACCUGGUCAGCCUCCAUCAGCUGGGUACACUGUCCCCCCUCCAGGAUAUCCCCCAGCUCCUGCAAACAUGUCAUCAGCUUGGGUACCAACAGCAGUACCAACGGCUCAUUCAAAUACCAUCCCAACGACACAAGCACCUCCUUUAUCUAGGGAGGAGUUUUACAGAGAACAACGGAGACUUAAAGAGGAGGAAAAGAAAAAGUCCAAACUUGAUGAGUUUACAAAUGAUUUUGCUAAGGAAUUGAUGGAAUAUAAAAAGAUUCAAAAGGAGCGUAGGCGUUCGUUUUCCAGGUCCAAGUCUCCCUAUAGUGCUUCAUCUUACUCUAGAAGUUCAUAUACCUACUCCAAGUCAAGAUCAGGUUCUUCCCGCUCCCGCUCCUACUCUCGAUCAUUUAGUCGUUCCCAUUCUCGUUCCUACUCGCGAUCUCCUCCGUAUCAAAGAAGAGGCAAAGGGAAGAGUCGUAACUACCGUUCUAGGUCAAGGUCACAUGGUUAUCACCGUUCGAGGUCAAGGUCACCCCCAUACAGAAGAUACCAUUCUCGGUCAAGGUCUCCAGUAUUUAGAGGCCAGUCUCCCACUAAACGGACUAUACCUCAAGGGGAAGGAGAGAGGGAGUAUUUUAACAGAUACAGAGAAGUUCCACCAUAUGAUAUAAAAGCUUACUACGGCAGAUCUGUUGACUUUAGAGAUCCUUUUGAAAAGGAAAGAUACAGAGAAUGGGAAAGGAACUAUAGAGAAUGGUAUGAAAAGUUCUACAAGGGCUAUGCUGUCGGUGCUCAACCUCGACCUCCAGUAAAUAGAGAGAACUUUUCUCCAGAUAGGUUUGGUCCACCUGGAACCAGACGAGAGAAUUCACCAUAUGCUCGGGGACGUAGGGAGGAUUAUGCUGGUGGGCAGAGCCAUAGAAAUCGUAACAUAGCUGGAAAUUACCCUGAAAAACUUUCUGGAAGAGAGAGCCAUGGUAUAAAAGAUCCUACGAAAUCAAAAGAGAAGGAGGUUGAAAAUCCACUGGGAGAUGGCAAAGGAAAUAAACAUAAAAAACACCGGAAGAGGAGAAAAGGGGAUGAGAAUGAAGGAUUUCCCCCUGCUGAGUUGUUAGACAGUGCAAGAAAACCAAGAGAACCAGGUACAGCAGAAGAUGUUAAAACAGACUCUCUGUUCAUGCUCCCAAGUAGAGAUGAUGCCACACCUGUGAGAGAUGAACCUAUGGAAGCAGAUUCUAUUGCUUUCAAACCAGUGUCUGAAAAGGAGAAAAAAGAGAAGGAUAAGCCAAAAGCAAAAGUUGACAAGGCAAAACGGAAAGCAGAAGUGGCUGCUCCUCCUAAAAAAGACAAUAUAAUAAAACCAGCUAAAGCUUCCCAAGAGAAGGUGGACACCGAUCGUGAAAAAUCCCCUCGAAUGGAACCUCCUGUGAAAAAAGUGAAGGAAGAGUUGCCAAAGGCAGACAGUGUUAAAACGUCUUCCUCUCAAAAGGAUGAGAAGGGUACUGGUACACCACGGAAAGUUCAUCCAAAAGUGACAAAGGAUCACCCAGAAACCAGACCAGCCAAGGAAGAAAAGACAAAGAAGGAGCAUACAAAAGAAAUCAAGUCAGAGAAACCCUCCAACAAAGAGGACAAGUCAAAGAAAACUGUUGAAAAAGGCAAACCUUCUGAUGCAAAAGCUGAAAAAAGAAAAAGAAAAGCAGAUGAAAAGGUGGAUAAAGAACACGAAGCAACUUCGGUAAAGGCCUCUAAACCAGAAAGUGCUGAAUCAAAAACAUCACCAAAGGGAAAAACUGAACCUGAUGGUGAAAAAGGAGAGAGAACUCCAGAAAAGGAUAAAUCUGCUUUUCUUACCACUCCUGCAAAAAAGAUUAAACUUAACCGAGAAACUGGCAAAAAGAUUGUGAGUGGAGAAAAUGUGCCACCUGUGAAAGAACCUGCUGAGAAAGCUGAGCCAAGCAGCAGCAAAGUUAAACAAGAAAAAGUGAAAGGAAAAGCGAGAAGAAAAGUAACAGCAGCUGAUGGAUCUGGUUCAACUCUUGUAGAUUAUACCAGCACAAGUUCUACUGGAGGAAGCCCUGUUAGAAAGUCUGAAGAGAAGCCGGAUACAAAACGAACUGUCAUCAAGACAAUGGAGGAGUAUAAUAAUGAUAUAACUGCCCCUGCUGAAGAUGUCAUUAUUAUGAUCCAGGUUCCUCAGUCAAAGUGGGAUAAGGACGACUUUGAGUCUGAAGAGGAAGACAUUAAAUCUACCCAGCCACCUUCAAACAUAGGAAAACCUGCUAGUGUUGUAAAAAAUGUGAGUAGUAAGCCUCCAAAUCCUGUAAAACACAACGAAAAAGAGACUGAGCCUUUGGAGAAACCACCGAAAACUACAAAAGAGUUGAGUUAUGAAAGCUCUCAGCAUGAUGCAAAAAGUUCAAAAAGUUUGAUGUCAAAUGAAAAAGGGAAAACCAAAGAGCGAGAUCAUUCUCUGUCAGACAAGGAUGCUUCUGAGAAGAGAAAGAGCAGUGUUCAGUCAGAAAAAGACCACUCAGAACGUGCAACUGAACAAGGAAAUGGAAAAAAUGUUUCUCAAUCUUCCAAAGACGGUAGAUCUUCAGACAAACAUGAUUCUGGCCGUGGAUCCACUGCUAAAGACUUUACUCCUAACCGAGACAAAAAAUCUGACCAUGAUAGCAACAGAGAGCAUUCUAGCUCCAAGCGUAGAGAUGAAAAAAGUGAAUUAGCAAGGAGAAAAGACUCCCCUUCUCGAAACAGAGAAGGACAAAAAAGUAAGCCAAGAGAUGAACGAGCAGAGUCCUCCAAAAAGGGCGCUGGAGAUUCCAAAAGGAGCAGCUACAGUCCUCCGCGUGACCGAAAGCAGUCAGAUCACAAAACUACUCAUGAUUCCAAGCGUUCAUUAGAGGAGCACAAACCUCUAGAUAAAAAUUCAGGGAAGGAGAAGGAGAAAGAAAAGGAAAAGGAGAAGGAGAAAGAAAAGGAAAAAGAAAAGGAGAAGGAAAAGGAGAAAGAGAAAGAAAAGGAGAAGGAAAAGGAGAAAGAAAAGGAGAAGGAGGAGAAAGAAAAGGAGAAGGACAAGCACAUGUCUGAAAUAAAGAGCAAUAAAGAAAAAGAGUUGGGUUGCAAUAAGCCACCUUUGAGACAAGAAUCACCAGAUGCAAAAAAUGAGAAAGAAAACAUGACUGGACAAAACGAUAAAACUGGUGUCAAGCCUAAACCUCAGGUAAGCAACCCCUCACGGCUGUCUUCUGAUCCAACUCGAGAAACCGAUGAGGCUGCAUUUGUGCCAGACUACAAUGAAAGUGACAGUGAAAGUAAUGUAUCUGCAAAAGAUGAGGAAACUGUAGGAAAAAAUUCUAAAGAACCGAAGGAAAAAGCCGUUGAUAAGGUUAAAGAGGAUACAGCAGCACCUGCCACAGUUGACCAGCCUGAAGCAGGCAGAAGUCAAAGUCAAAGCAGCCCCAGCGUUAGCCGCAGUCGUAGUCAAAGCCCUUCUGAGAGUCAAACUCGAAGCCACAGCAGCAGUGCCAGCUCAGGAGAGAGUCAAGACAGCAAGAAAAAGAAAAAGAAGAAAGAGAAGAAGAAGCACAAGAAACACAAAAAACAUAAGAAGCAUAAGAAACACACUGGAAAUGAAUCAGAAUUGGAGAAAAGCCAAAAACACAAACACAAGAAGAAAAAAUCAAAGAAGAGCAAAGAUAAAGAGAAAGAUGACCAAAAAGUUAAAUCUGUCACUAUAUAGGAUGACAGAUAAGAAAAAAUUGACUUAAUUCCUAAGUCAUCUGUAUUAAAUUUUGUUAAAAUGUAAACGAAUUCAAGCGUUGUAAAUAAUGACAUGAAAGACCCUGUGCUGCACUUAAAAUAUUGCUGCUUGAUUAUUUGAUUUUUACAUCAGAGCUUUAUAAAAGUGAACAUUUUGUACAGAAUUGUGAGUUGUGACCAUAUAACAUGAAAGGUUUUGCUGGGGCAUCUUAUUUUUAACCACCAUUAAUUAGUUUGGGUGGAGUUUACUGUACUGUGAAAAUUUUCACAUUUGAAUUUUUUUUUAAUUGCCUGGCGGAAGAAGCUGGUAUCAGUUAUGAAAUAUCUGCAGAAUGAUUUGCAGAAUACAUUACAGCCCUGUUAUGUCACUUUUUGAUUACAAUAAAAAGUUUUCAGUAAACUUUAUUCCAUGUGAUGAGAUUUCCAGUGACAGCUGAACACAAGCAGAGAAACGAGUGUCAAAAAAAAAUGUACUGGUAGCUUGCUGAUAACUAAUGUAUGAAAUGUAAUGUAUCGGGGGUUAACGUUGAAUAGACUGGUAGAACUUGAAAUCGUUUGAACUGAUACAAUGUGGGGAGGUGUUUGCCAAGAGGUGCCCUUUUCCAUGUGCCCACUGGAUUUGUUUUUACAUUUCAAAAAGUGUAUGGCCCAGAAAUACAGCCACUGUUAACAUCUGGUA